UUUCCGAGCAGAACGCUUGGUGGCAACACGAAAGCUCUCAUCGUCCAACCAACAUUUGAGAAUCUUCACCAAUCACCCGUUUCUAAGAUCCACAUCGAAUCUUAAAAAAAUAUUGGCAUUCCAUCUAUUAGCUAGAUAUAGGGACGCUACAGUAAUUCACUAUGCCUCAAUCAACGUCGAACGAUGACACGAAGGCUCAGAAGCCUAAUGGAGAUUCCGCGAGUGCUUCUCGCCCAAAUUCGACGCAGGCAAGCAUCGCUGAGAUUCUCCGAGACUUAAGAGUGGGCGAGCAUCAGGCCGAUGCUAUUGAAGCAAAACUUGACCAGAUAGAGCGUCAUCUCGAGGAAAUGAUGGCAGGUUUAGAAGGUAACGGGAAGCUCGAGGAGCCUGGUCCGAAAGAGCAUGAACCCGAGACCAAGAAAUGACAUGUUAUAUUUCUCCGCGUUUAUUGAGCCACGCUAUGUUCACUGGGCAGGGGUUUUGCCCUGGCGCUUGCUUGGGAUCGAGAUAGACAAACUAUCAUGAGUUGAAAGAGCACCCAAACUUCGUAACCCCCAACUCCCCCGACAGCUGAAUUUGCCACCACCUCCUCAUAUACACACACUCACUUAUAUUGGUCUCCGCAUACAUCCCGUGCAUAUACAUAUCAUGUACAUAUUCCAAGAGAUUUGGAGGAGCUGUUAUGGGAGCUACCCCACAGCGACAAUGGUGUUACAGAUCCGAUAGAACGACACUGGUUGGGGCAUCUGCUGAGCCAGGAAACGUACCUAGAUCCUCGAUCUUACAAUGACAUGACAAGCGCGAUGUGACCGUCCCAGAGACGUGCUAUUUAUGAGCUCACUAG
Annulohypoxylon truncatum is the source of this 844-nucleotide messenger RNA. RefSeq lists its product as uncharacterized. NCBI's taxonomy places the organism in Eukaryota, Fungi, Ascomycota, Sordariomycetes, Xylariales, Hypoxylaceae. The transcript is spliced from 3 exons. The record is from RefSeq and is a predicted model, not a curated record. The coding region runs from base 162 to 425 and encodes 87 amino acids.